UUCUUCAACUGGACAUUCAGUAUAAUUAUUAUUCACAACUUUCAACUAACAUUUUAAAUCCCCAAUUUCGAAAAAAAAAAUGAAAUUCACUAUUUAGAGCUCCAAAUCUAAUCACAGUAAAUACCGCCGGAUUCCGCCGCGCCGUUCGCCGACCGUUUCUCGCUCGGAGCCACCACCUCCUUCCGUCGGCAGCAGCUAAGUUUCCAUUGUAAAUAUCAAAAAGCGAAAGCAAAUUAAUUUGCUAAGGAAAAGGGUGUAUUGAUUCGGAAAGUAGAUCAAGCCGAGUAAGAAGAGGAAUCACAAGAAGUUUCGUCCAAGCAGAAGCAUGUCCGAGGCCCUCCUCUUUUCGGUGAUACAGAAGCUGGACAUCACUUAUCGAGAGGAAAGGGAAACAGAUGAGCAUAUGGAAAGGGUAAUUAAAGAGAUGAGAGAGAUUCUCAAUAUUGUGAGUGAUAAGAAAUUGGAAGAUGGGAGAAGACUAAAUUUUUUAGUAUCCGACCUUGUCGACGUGGCUGACGAUGCCCUCGACCUUUUCACAAAACCUGGUGACUUUUCUGCGUUCUAUGAGUCUAUCCAUAGUUGGAUGGGAGAGAUCAAAAAGCAGAUGCUUAAACUGGGAGAUGAUGAGUCCAACAUGACAUCAUCAGAAAAUGUUGAAGAUGAUGUAGAUGUGGUGGGCUUGGACAAAGAUGUCGAAAUGCUGCUUCGCACAAAUAUUAUUGGUGGGUUUGGAUACUGGAAGCCUGUUCUUAUCAAAGGGAUGCCUGGUGUCGGAAAGACAACUCUUGCCAAAGAGAUAUACAACCAUGCAACGGUCGUCGAGCGAUUCGACCGCCGUGCUUGGGUAUGCCUUUCUACUAAUGUAACUCUUAAAGAGCUGCUUAUCAGACUAAUACAACAGGUAGAAGAUCCUCAGAAUCUCCAUACAUCUUCGUUAUUGGAGAAUAUGGACAACCGAAGCCUCCGAGAUAUGCUUACCCAACACCUGCAAGGAACGCGAUAUUUGAUAGUACUCGACGACCUGCCCAGACAAAUGCGCUUGUCUUUCUUGGAAGCUCUUCCAGAAGAAUUUAAUGGAAGUAGAUUGCUCUUCACAAGUCACACGACGCAAAUGGACAUAUAUGUAGCCAGAGAAGAUGUUCAUCAAAUGAAAACUUUAGAUUCUAAGGAGAGCUGGCAAUUGUUUUUGAAAACAAUAAACCAUGGUAAUAAACUGACGGGGGGGCACAAAUUCCCAAUGAACUUGGAACAUAUGGCGAAACAAAUGUUGAGAAAAUGUGAUGGCCUUCCAUUAGCUAUAAAAGAGGUUGGAAAGCAGUUAGCGGAAAGAAAACUCUCAGGGGGGAGUGAAUGGGAAGAACUUCUUGAAUCAGUUGAUUUUGGUUCAACAUUGAAGUUAUUGGAACCAUUUUAUCAAAAGUUGGAUCCCAGACUGGAGUCAUGUUUCUUGUCUAUGGCCUUCUUUAGGGAAAAUACAACUUUGAAGGCAGAAAAGGUUACAGAGAUAUGGGUUGCAGGAGGACUAGUAGAUUCAAGAUAUAACUGUGGAUUCAACUUAUAUGGUUUAAUCAAUGAAUCCGUUAUUGAAGUCAGGGAAAAGAGCACAGAGUAUCGCAUGAAUGUUGUGCUGCACAUGCUAUCCAUCCAAAAAGCAGAGGAGAAGUUAGGUCUUGAGAUACUAAGGAACAAUGGAAAUAAUAAUCAACCCUCUGAGAGUCCUCGUCAUCAUCGUGUUAUCAUUUGUAGCAGAGACAAGUUCAACCACUCCACGGAUCAAGAUAAACAUAUUGUUUCUCUCUUCUUCCAUGGAGGUGGCUACUUGGACACUAGUCCGUCUUAUUGGGAGAGCUUUGAACUACUUAAGAUACUUGACUUGGAAGAUUUUGGGUUGAAGAUUUUACCAGAAAGUAUUGGCACAUUGGUGAAAGUAAGAUACUUGGGAUUGAGAAACAAUUAUGUAAAAGUGCUCCCAGACUCAUUGGGGUGCUUGGAAAAGCUUGAGGUUCUUGACAUAGCUCAUAACUUUAUGGUGCAGAUGCCGGAUAUCAUAUGGAAAAUGGACAGCCUUGUUCACAUCUACAUGUCUGAUGUCAUUUGCCAGAAGCCUUUGAAGAUAGAUGCACUACAGCUUCUGGAGACCUUAACCUACGUCUCGGUUGAUAAUUGGACAUAUGCGCUCCCGGGAUUAAAAAUGUUGACUUCUCUUAAGAAAUUGGGCAUAGAAGGAUUGGAUGGAAACUCAGAUGUAAGCAAGAUGAUGGCAUCAUUGGCUGAAUUGAAGAAUCUUGAGCACCUAAUCUUAAGAGGGUAUCGUUUCAGAAGAAUGCCUUGUUUGGAUGAGCUUCGUAUUCUACACAGUCUCAAAACACUCAAAUUGGAUGGACUCCUUGCCAGGUUACCAAAUAAUCUCCCUCGAAAAAUUGAAUCAUUGACGUUGAUUGAUAGUUGUCUUGCUGAAGACCCCAUGCCACUACUAGGGAAGUUAUCCCUAAGCUACCUCAAAUUGCGGAAUGCAUACACUGGUCAACAAAUGGUGAUCUUGCACAACAGCUUCCGUCGUCUUGAAGUCUUGUGCAUCGAAGAGUUAUGGAAUCUAAGAAAUAUACAAUGUGGAAACGAUGCACUACAUUCGCUUCUGAAAUUAGAAAUCCAUGAUUGUCCAUAUCUGGAUACCCUCCCGGAGUGUAUUCCAAAUAUGAAUGAGAUAAAGAUGGUGACAACCAAAAGCAUUGCAGCAAAGAUCAGAAAUUCAGACUUUAUCUCCAAAGCAGUGGUUGUGAAUAUCAAUCCAUGAGCUAGCUAUCACAGUUGUUUGCAUUAUUGUUACGUAUGCUAUGCUUGUUUGCGUUUAUUUGGAUGUUUUCAAGCUACAUUUUCUUCCUUGGUGGUUUUGUGUUUGUAAAUGACAUUUAGUUCCAACAAUUGUGGUUUCUUCAUAUCUUGCUUCUAUUUGGAUGGCUAUAGCAUCAUCUGUUUCUCCCUUGAUGUUGGAAUAUAUUGGAUUUCUCAUGCGUA
This is a messenger RNA of Salvia miltiorrhiza (redroot sage), 3015 nucleotides long. RefSeq names its product disease resistance RPP8-like protein 3. NCBI's taxonomy places the organism in Eukaryota, Viridiplantae, Streptophyta, Magnoliopsida, Lamiales, Lamiaceae. The coding region runs from base 326 to 2794 and encodes 822 amino acids. The record is from RefSeq and is a predicted model, not a curated record. The transcript has 4 exons. Gene Ontology annotation, molecular function: ADP binding. Gene Ontology annotation, biological process: defense response to other organism.